AUGCGAGGUACUCGACAUGUCAAGGCUCUCUGCAUAGGAGCUGAUGCCUACACGCAUAUCGCACCAUUGGUUGAGGCUGUCAAAGAUGCGCGUAGGAUACAUAGGGAGCUGGAAGACAGCCCGGGCUGCUCCUCCUCCUUCCUCGCCAACCCGACGACGAGACAGUCCAUGUUAGACAUGCUUUCCUCUCUCGCCAUGGACUGCCAGACCAAGCGACCGGAGCUGAUGCUAGUGUUCUAUGCCGGGCAUGCUAUACAGCUGAGCUCGGGUGAGAUCGCAAUGCUGACAUGCGAUGUCGUGAGGCCGGAGGUGUCAGAGGAGACACGAGGGAGUAGGGUGACCGUCGGAGAUGCGCUGAGCGCCAUGGCUGCGGGGGCAGAGAACGUGGAAGGGCUACCUCCUCUGCUCGUCAUCAUAGACGCGUGUAGAGACGAGGCGCAAGGGAGGGAGAGGAUCGAAUCAGAGAGAACCAACAGGACUAGGAGCAUGAAAGUUUCGCUCUUCUUGUCAUGCAGCAGAGGUCAGAGAGCAGAUGAUGAGUCAGCAUUCCUCAGGGACCUUCUCGACAAGGAGCAUGGGAUGUUCGCGCGGAACAUGAGGCUAAAGCAGGCCAUCGAGCAUGCUAUGCUUGAAAGUCUCCGCAGAGAGCAGGUGGCAGUAUCGUUCUGCACUGUCUUCAUCCCGGAGGGCUUGUGUAUCAGGCCGGACCCGACGGUCCCAAGAGACAUCCAGCAGAUACAACAAGGAGCGAGGAGGGUCGCGGAGAGCUCGAGGAGGCUUGAGGAUCCAACAGCAGGGCCGACAAGCCCGGGCCCUGCAGCAGAGGUCGUAGCUGGAUACAGCCCUGCAGCAGCUGGGACAGGAGCAGACGCGUUUCGAAGCAGCAUCCUAGGCCUACUACAGGAGAGUCUUGGCAGCCUGCUAGAAGAGAGUCCGCGGUGGCGGGUGUGCUCGAUGUUUGUGCUGGUGUUCCUGAGGUACGAGGGGACGAGGUACGGGACUCAAGCGACUCGCAGAUACUACCAGACGCGAUCGAAGAAGAGGCUUGGUCCUGACCUCAUCAGGGCUGUCAACGGUCAUAUGAGCAGGAACGAGAUCCGGUCGGAGGAGCUAGAGCAGUGGGUACAAGAGACCUACGAGACGUCGACCAGGGGCAAGACGGCGGUAGCAGCGAUCGACUUUGCCGUACGCGAGGAGAUCAGGAGGUCGCUCUCGCACAUGCCCGAGGAAGCGAGGUCAGAGCUUCGCUUGUGGGAGGAGGACGUGCGGCUUCGAGACUUCUACGAGGGCGACAUGACGGAGGAGGAGGCGCUAGACGAAGCAGAGGAGUACCUCAGGGACAAGAUGACGGCAGAUCAGGACGGGAGGCUGAGCCCUCUGCUCGCAGUGCACGUGCUGUCGCGGGUGGUCGAGACCGGCAGCUUCGUGACGUUUCUGAAGAUGACGAGGCUCAGCUGCGCCUGCUUGUCCGUGGCGCUGGCUAAGAGAGUGAGGGCGACGUUGGACGAGGAGAGCGUAGGAGGAGACGAGGUGGGCUUUGUGGUGUUGAAGACACUAGAGGGAGGAGGGGCGCUGACAGUCCUGGGACGAGAGCAGGAGGUCGACUCUCACGUCAGCGAGGAGCUGAAGAAGCUCUCGUCAAGACCGCCAGCCGCCUCCGAGUUCACCAUGAUGUCAUUAGGUGGAAAACGUCUCGGAGACCCUGAUGACAUUCGGAGCGAUGACGCUCAGUCUGUUGCUGGGAGCGAUGCUCUUUCACAAGCCUCUACUGCCUUGCACUCGGACUCUCGGAGCAGUGACGCUCGGUCUGUUGCUGGGAGCGAGUCAGCCCUUUCGCAAGCCUCUACUGCCUCGGUCUCUUCGGCUUCUUCUCGAGAGGGACAACAACGAUUUUUGUCCGUACUCCUCGACAAGCCGGAGCUGUCGGAGGCUCUCAAGCCCUUUGACAACAUCUUACCGGGGGACACGUGGGAGGACGUGAGGGGCAAGGUGAAGUAUGAGGACGUGGUGAAGGUCGGCAAGGCUUUGAUGAAGGAGGCGGAGCUGAUAGCCGGAGACUUCAAGACGCUGAUGAGGAGCAAGGAAGUCGAGAAGCUCCUCGAGUCCUCGGAGAGGCCGACGGACGUGAAGGACUUCGAGCGGAAGAUCAACGCGAAGUGGGGACCGGGGGACAAGCAAGAUGGGCCCUACAAGAUCUGGGCGAAGAUCAGGACUCGGCGAGAGCUAUACUUGAAUGAGUUCUCGUCGACCGAGAAGCGACAAAAGCACCUGAUAGUCGCUAUGGCGUACCUGUCGACUUUCAACUGGUGCUUGACGAGCAAGCCGGGGAAACCUUUCGAGUAUGCUCUGCCGUCGGAUCAGAAAGCUUUGUAG
Molecule: messenger RNA, 2373 nt
Organism: Guillardia theta CCMP2712
Lineage: Eukaryota; Cryptophyceae; Pyrenomonadales; Geminigeraceae
Exons: 4
Coding region: 1-2373 (790 amino acids)
Biological process (GO): proteolysis
Molecular function (GO): cysteine-type endopeptidase activity
Source: RefSeq, a predicted model, not a curated record